This is a messenger RNA of Wallemia ichthyophaga EXF-994, 354 nucleotides long. Its product is annotated as DNA-directed RNA polymerases I and III subunit RPAC2. NCBI's taxonomy places the organism in Eukaryota, Fungi, Basidiomycota, Wallemiomycetes, Wallemiales, Wallemiaceae. Bases 1 to 354 code for a protein of 117 amino acids. Gene Ontology annotation, biological process: DNA-templated transcription. Gene Ontology annotation, molecular function: protein dimerization activity; DNA binding; DNA-directed RNA polymerase activity. The transcript is spliced from 2 exons. Gene Ontology annotation, cellular component: RNA polymerase III complex; RNA polymerase I complex. The record is from RefSeq and is a predicted model, not a curated record.
AUGUCCACGCUCAUCAACCACGAAAGGAUCGAUACGGAUGUGAAGGAGUUUCCAACAAAGAUAGAGCUAGUGGAUGGUUACUCGAAUGACCUCAGUAAUGCCACUUUCAAGCUUUUCAAUGAGGAUCAUACUAUUGGGAAUUCGUUGCGGUAUAUCAUAAUGAAAAACCCAAACGUAGAAUUCUGUGGAUACUCAAUCCCGCAUCCAUCAGAACCCGUGGUGAACCUGCGUAUACAGAUGUAUAGCGGGUUGAGCAGCGUCGAUGCCUUGUAUAAGGGCUUAGGGGAUCUAGAGAAUCUUUUCGAGGUUAUACAGAACAAGUACAGUGACCAAUAUAAGCAAUUCAAACAGUAA